Messenger RNA from Globicephala melas (long-finned pilot whale), 2177 nucleotides. It is a transcript of the gene DLL3, whose product is annotated as delta like canonical Notch ligand 3. Gene Ontology annotation, cellular component: membrane. Gene Ontology annotation, molecular function: calcium ion binding. Lineage: Eukaryota; Metazoa; Chordata; Mammalia; Artiodactyla; Delphinidae. Gene Ontology annotation, biological process: Notch signaling pathway; multicellular organism development. The record is from RefSeq and is a predicted model, not a curated record.
CCAUUGCUCUGAAUGGUGUGGAGGAUGUCCGAACUGUGCUGGAGCACUACGCCCUGGAGGAAGACCCACUGGAGGCUUUCAAGCAGCGGCAAAGCCGGCUGGAGCAGGGUCCCCUGGAGCCGGCGGCUGCCCGAAGGGGCGGAGCUGUCCUCUCAGAUAUAAGGCUCCGGAGCCAGCAGCUGCAGCUCCCAAGACCUCCGGAAGGCCAUGGUCUCCCCGCAGAUGCCCCAGCUCCUCUCCCCGACGGUGAUCCUGGCGCUCUUUUUCCUUCCCCAGACACGGCCGGCCGGCGUCUUCGAGCUGCAGAUCCACUCUUUUGGGCCGGGAUCAGGCCCGGGCGCCCCGCGGUCCCCCUGCAAGGCCGGGGACACCUGCCGCCUCUUCUUCAGGGUUUGCCUGAAGCCAGGGAUCUCCGAGGAGGCCGCCGAGUCUCCGUGCACCCUGGGCGCGGCGCUGAGUGCGCGCGGACCGGUCUACACUGCGCAGCCCGGAGCGCCAGCGCCUGACUUGCCGCUGCCAGACGGCCUCAUGCGCGUGCCCUUCCGGGACGCCUGGCCGGGCACCUUCUCUCUCAUCAUUGAAACCUGGAGAGAGGAGUUAGGAGAACAGAUUGGAGGGCCCGCUUGGAGCCUGCUGGCGCGCGUGGCGGGCCGGCGUCGCCUGGCGGCCGGGAGCCCGUGGGCCUGGGACGUGCAGCGCGCAGGCGCCUGGGAGCUGCGCUUCUCCUACCGCGCGCGCUGCGAGCCGCCGGCCGUUGGGGCCGCGUGCGCGCGCCUCUGCCGCUCGCGCGGCGCCCCCUCGCGGUGUGGCCCGGAACUGCGCCCCUGCCCGCAGAUUGAGGACAAAUGCGAGGCACCGCCGGCAUGUCGAGCAGGCUGCAGCCCAGAGCACGGCUUCUGUGAGCAGCCCGAUGAAUGUCGAUGCCUGGAGGGCUGGACUGGGCCCCUCUGCACAAUCCCUGUCUCCACCAGCAGCUGCCUCAGCCCCAGGGGCCCAUCCUCUGCUACCACUGGAUGCCUCGUACCCGGGCCUGGGCCCUGUGAUGGGAAUCCGUGUGCCAACGGAGGCAGCUGUAGUGAGACCCCGGGGUCCUUCGAAUGCACCUGUCCCCGUGGGUUCUACGGGUUGCGGUGUGAGGUGAGCGGGGUGACAUGUGCGGAUGGACCUUGCUUCAAUGGCGGCUUGUGUGUGGGAGGUGCGGACCCCGACUCUGCCUACAUCUGCCGUUGCCCGCCUGGUUUCCAAGGCUCCAAUUGUGAGAAGAGGGUAGACCGGUGCAGCCUGCAGCCAUGCCGGAAUGGCGGGCUCUGCCUGGAUCUGGGCCACGCCCUGCGCUGCCGCUGCCGCGCGGGCUUCGCGGGGCCACGCUGCGAACACGACCUGGAUGACUGCGCCAGCCGCGCCUGCGCCAACGGCGGCACCUGCCUGGAGGGCGGCGGCGCGCGCCGCUGCUCCUGCGCGCUGGGCUUCGGUGGCCGCGACUGCCGCGAGCGCGCCGACCCAUGCGCCGCGCGCCCCUGCGCCCACGGCGGGCGCUGCUACGCGCAUUUCUCCGGUCUCGUCUGCGCCUGCGCGCCCGGCUACAUGGGCGCGCGAUGCGAGUUCCCGGUUCACCCCGACGGCGCAGGCGCGUUGCCCGUGGCUCCGCCGGGUCUGAGGUCCGGGGACCCGCAGCGUUUCCUUUUGCCACCGGCUUUAGGACUGCUGGUGGCCGCAGGCUUGGCCGGCUCUGCGCUCUUGCUGGUCCACGUGCGACGCCGUGGCCCUGGCCGGGAUACUGGAUCUCGCUUGCUGGCGGGGACACCGGAGCCAUCGGUCCACGCGCUCCCUGAUGCACUCAACAACAUGAGGACGCGGGAAGGUGCCGGGGAUGGCCCGAGCCCGUCCUCAGAUUGGAAUCGCCCUGAAGAUGGAGACGCUCGUUCGGUUUACGUCAUAUCUGCUCCUUGUAUCUAUGCUCGGGAGGCCUGAGCUGCCCCUUCUCCAUCAGCACCUGGGGACAGAACAUGGAUAUUUUUGUAUUCUCUGCUUCAGACACUUUGGAGUUCAAGCUGGAAGAGGUGAAGGGGAGGGUUUUACCAUUGGACGUUGUACAUAAUGGUUAUUUAUAUCCUAUCUUUUUCUUUCCCCAUCUCUCCAGAGACAUCUAUAAAGGCUCUUAGUUUGAUCAGCUUUGA